AUGAUCUCAGACGUUACCGUCGAUGCAGACUUGACUUACAAGGAUGGUUUAUACCCUCAUCCAAGUGAUUCGUGCUAUGAUGAUCCUACCACACACAUUCCUCCCUCUCCAGGUAUCAGGAACUGCCAGCUUUCUCCCAAGCUCGAAGACUUCUCUUUUGGGUAUCGGGCGCGGGAGUCAUUUUCCCGCCUGCUAAUUUCGGCGUAUGCGGCCGCCAUUAAAAACCACGCAAAAGAUGAGUUUUUGCGAGAUGUGAUGAAGCUAUGGCUCUGUCUUUUCCCAGUAGACCUGCUGCCUGAUCAGUCUUAUCAGGCCUACAAGCAGAGUGGUCGUCUGACUAUGUCGGAAGUAGUGCUUCCAUUCACACUCAGACACUAUCAACAAGACUUGUCACGCCGCUUCAUAUCGAAGAAUUUGCCGGAUACCCCAGAUAGGUGUAUUGAACGGGACACAAUUGUUCAUCAUACACUCCUCAAGCAUAAGAUUGCUAGUGACCGUCAAGUUGAUAUCGCCCAUCGCCGUUUUGAUCGUGAUUUGCCCCGGGACCUAUUCCAUUCGCUGCUCUUGAAGGCGAUCGAGGAUUGCCUCGAUCGGGGUGUCCGUAUUCACGAAUCUGCAGUCACUUGCGUUGCCGACUGGCGAAAAGACCUUCAGAAUGCAUUCAUGCAUUGGUUCUAUCAUCAACGCAUGCCGCAGUCAUUUAUCAUCCUAUAUCCUCCUUUUGCUCCGCACAAACCUUUCCGUGAGGAUUUGCCUGUGUUCGCAGUGGAUGCGAAAGUAUUUUGGAGGCCUCCGCAUAUUCCACCUCACCCACACAUACCCAUGCCCGGUGACUCGGAGACCGAACUCGAGGAAUUGGAGGAUUCAGCAGACUCUGUUUAA
This is a messenger RNA of Lentinula edodes (shiitake mushroom), 882 nucleotides long. RefSeq lists its product as uncharacterized. The transcript has 4 exons. The record is from RefSeq and is a predicted model, not a curated record. Lineage: Eukaryota; Fungi; Basidiomycota; Agaricomycetes; Agaricales; Omphalotaceae. Bases 1 to 882 code for a protein of 293 amino acids.